Molecule: messenger RNA, 7478 nt
Organism: Loxodonta africana (African savanna elephant)
Lineage: Eukaryota; Metazoa; Chordata; Mammalia; Proboscidea; Elephantidae
Gene: ANKFY1
Product: ankyrin repeat and FYVE domain containing 1
Exons: 25
Coding region: 91-3603 (1170 amino acids)
Molecular function (GO): metal ion binding; protein binding
Source: RefSeq, a predicted model, not a curated record
UGUCUCUCGCGAGACUUGGCGCUUCCGUUACAAGCCGCCCCAGUUGAGCGGCCCACUUCUCGCGAGGCUGCAGGCAGGGCUGGGCCCGACAUGGCGGAAGAGGAGGUGGCCAAGUUGGAGAAGCACUUGAUGCUUCUCCGACAAGAGUAUGUCAAGCUGCAGAAGAAACUGGCAGAAACAGAGAAGAGAUGCACUCUUUUGGCCGCACAAGCUAACAAGGACAGCAGCAGCGAGUCCUUCAUCAGCCGCCUGCUGACGAUUGUGGCAGACCUCUAUGAGCAGGAGCAGUAUAGUGAUCUGAAGAUAAAGGUUGGGGGCAGGCACAUCAGUGCUCACAAGUUUGUCCUGGCAGCCCGCAGUGACAGCUGGAGUCUGUCCAACUUGUCUUCCACCCAGGAGCUGGACCUGUCAGAUGCUAACCCUGAGGUGACAAUGACAAUGCUUCGUUGGAUCUAUACGGAUGAGUUGGAGUUCAGAGAAGAUGAUGUGUUCCUGACCGAACUGAUGAAACUAGCUAAUCGGUUCCAACUCCAGCUCCUUAGGGAGAGAUGCGAGAAGGGCGUUAUGUCUCUGGUGAAUGUCAGGAACUGCAUUCGCUUCUAUCAGACUGCGGAGGAGCUGAACGCCAGCACACUGAUGAACUACUGUGCAGAAAUUAUUGCAAGUCAUUGGGAUGACUUACGGAAGGAGGACUUCAGCAGCAUGAGUGCUCAGUUGUUAUACAAAAUGAUCAAAUCCAAGACUGAGUUUCCAUUACAUAAAGCCAUCAAAGUGGAGAGAGAAGAUGUUGUCUUCCUCUAUCUAAUUGAAAUGGAUUCACAGCUCCCUGCGAAGCUGAAUGAAGUGGAUCAUAAUGGAGAUCUUGCUUUAGAUCUAGCCCUUUCUCGACGACUAGAGAGUAUAGCCACCACUCUGGUUAGUCACAAAGCUGAUGUGGACAUGGUAGACAAGAAUGGUUGGAGCUUGUUACAUAAAGGAAUCCAAAGAGGGGACCUCUUUGCUGCCACUUUCCUCAUUAAGAAUGGGGCUCUUGUCAGUGCUGCUACCUUGGGUGCCCAGGAGACACCACUGCAUCUCGUGGCAUCGUACAGUUCAAAGACACACUCAGCAGAGGUGAUGUCUGAGGUGGCGCAGAUCGCAGAGGCCCUCCUGCAAGCUGGUGCCAACCCCAACCUGCAGGACAGCAAGGGCAGGACUCCUCUGCACUUGUCCAUCACGGCCAGGAACGAACACGUGUUCAAUCAGCUGCUGCAGUGUAAACAAUCAGAUUUAGAGCUGAAAGACCACGAGGGCAGCACAGCUCUGUGGCUUGCGGUGCAGUAUAUCACUGUGUCUUCUGACCAGGCUGUAAACCCCUUUGAAGACACCCCUGUAGUAAAUGGAACUUCCUUUGACGAAAACAGCUUUGCAGCUAGGCUCAUUCAGCGAGGCAGCAACACUGAUGCACCUGAUAAAGUGACAGGAAAUUGCUUACUACAGCGGGCAGCUGGAGCAGGAAACGAGGCAGCAGCGCUUUUCCUGGCGACCAAUGGUGCCCAUGUCAACCACAGAAACAAGUGGGGAGAGACUCCGCUGCACACAGCCUGUCGGCAUGGCCUGGCCAGCCUUACUGCAGAGCUGCUGCAGCAAGGUGCCAACCCAAACCUACAGACGGAGGAGGCGCCACCUUUGCCAAAGGAGGCCGCGUCCCUGACGAGCUCAGCAGACAGUGUCUAUCUGCAGACGCCACUGCACAUGGCAAUUGCUUACAAUCAUCCAGAUGUGGUGUCCGUCAUUCUGGAGCAGAAAGCCAAUGCUCUUCAUGCCACCAACAACUUGCAGAUUAUUCCGGACUUCAGCCUCAAGGAUUCCCGGGACCAGACUGUUCUGGGCCUGGCAUUAUGGACUGGCAUGCACACGAUUGCAGCCCAACUUCUGGGCUCCGGGGCUUCCAUUAAUGACACCAUGUCAGAUGGGCAGACCUUGCUGCACAUGGCCAUUCGACGGCAGGACAGCAAGAGCGCCCUCUUCCUUCUGGAGCAUCAGGCAGAUAUAAAUGUCAGCAGGACUCAGGAUGGGGAGACAGCCCUUCAGCUGGCCAUCAGAAAUCAGCUUCCGCUUGUAGUGGAUGCUGUGUGCACCCGGGGAGCCGACAUGUCUGUGCCUGACGAGAAGGGGGAUCCCCCGCUGUGGCUCGCCUUGGCCCGUGGUCUGGAGGACAUCGCGUCCACUUUGGUCAGACAUGGUUGUGAUGCCACGUGCUGGGGUCCAGGACCUAGUGGGUGCCUCCAGACACUCCUGCACAGGGCCAUUGACGAAAACAACGAGUCCACCGCCUGCUUUCUCAUUCGCAGUGGCUGUGAUGUAAAUAGUCCCAGACAGCCAGGUGCAAAUGGAGAAGGAGAAGAAGAAGCCAGAGCUGGGCAUACCCCCUUGCAUUUGGCAGCCUCUUGGGGACUGGAAGAGACGGUACAGUGUCUCCUGGAGUUUGGUGCCAAUGUAAAUGCACAGGAUGCAGAAGGAAGAACGCCUGUCCACGAGGCCAUCAGCAACCAACACAGUGUCAUCAUUCAGUUGUUGAUUUCGCACCCUGAUAUCCACUUGAAUGUUCGAGACAGACAAGGGCUAACACCUUUUGCCUGUGCCAUGACUUACAAGAACAACAAGGCAGCCGAAGCCAUCCUAAAGCGAGAAUCCGGGGCUGCUGAGCAGGUGGAUAACAAGGGCCGGAAUUUUCUCCAUGUGGCGGUUCAGAACUCUGAUAUUGAAAGUGUCCUGUUCCUCAUCAGUGUCCAGGCUAACGUGAAUUCCAGAGUCCAGGACGCUUUCAAGUUGACUCCUUUGCACCUAGCUGUCCAAGCGGGCUCAGAGAUUAUUGUCCGCAACCUGCUUCUUGCAGGGGCCAAAGUGAAUGAAUUAACCAAGCACCGCCAGACCGCCCUCCACCUUGCUGCCCAGCAGGACCUUCCUACCAUCUGCUCUGUCCUCCUGGAGAAUGGAGUGGACUUUGCAGCUGUGGAUGAGAAUGGAAAUAAUGCUCUUCAUCUCGCUGUCAUGCACGGCCGGCUCAACAACAUCCGAGUCCUCCUGACAGAGUGCACUGUGGACGCAGAAGCCUUUAACCUAAGAGGCCAGUCACCACUGCACAUUCUGGGACAAUAUGGCAAAGAGAACGCAGCAGCCAUCUGUGACCUCUUCUUGGAGUGCAUGCCUGAGUAUCCGCUAGAUAAACCGGAUGCAGAAGGAAACACAGUGCUGCUCUUAGCAUACAUGAAAGGGAAUGCCAACUUGUGCCGUGCCAUCGUCCGAUCUGGGGCUCGCCUCGGAGUGAACAAUAACCAAGGAGUCAACAUUUUCAACUACCAGGUUGCUACCAAGCAGCUUCUAUUUAGACUGUUAGACAUGCUGUCCAAGGAGCCUCCGUGGUGUGAUGGCUCCAACUGCUACGAGUGCACUGCCAAGUUUGGAGUCACAACUCGCAAACAUCACUGUCGUCACUGUGGACGUCUUCUUUGCCAUAAAUGCUCGACCAAGGAGAUUCCUAUUAUAAAGUUUGAUCUGAACAAGCCUGUGCGAGUUUGCAACAUUUGCUUUGAUGUACUGACUCUGGGUGGGGUCUCAUAGUGAGCUUCCGGGAGGAUCCAGGCCACGUCCCCGGUCGUCUCCCCAGCAGCUGCUCUGCUCACCAGCCUGCCCCAACCCAGAGCAGGAGCUGGGGGCCGUCUUCCUGAGGCAACAGACUGGAACAAUUAAGGACCAUGGUGUGAUAGAUCCCAUUUCAAAUAGUUCUGUAUGACUGUCAGUGUGUCAGACUGUGAUGGAUUUCACUAGAUAUCUCACUAACUGGACCAGACCACUUAGCCUGUGUGGUAAGUGUGAUAGGCAUUAGACCUCAUUCUGCUAGCAACAUGUCAGGACACCUCUAAGACCAUUUCCCCUGCCGUAGCUCAGUGUCCCGUCUCCGAGGAGCCACAAAGUCUUCCUGGCUGGGUGGAGUUGCUAGGCAGAGCCUUCCAGAGCAGGAAGCCUGCAUUUGGCUGUGCACUGAGCACUGCUUUACUCCAGGGUGAGUGGCUGUGGACUUUUCUGCACAGUGUUUUCCUAAAGAUUAGAGGAUCCUCUUCCCCUGAAUUUUUUGUUUUUUGAAAAGCUAAGCUGUAUUUUUAGUGAGCAAUCCCUUUAAAAAAGGUGAAAUCUUUCUAAACAGGGUUCAAAGAUAAGAGCUGAAAAAUUGUGGCCUUAACAACUGAAAGCUUUACCAGUGUUCAUGCUCCCGAGGUGGCGGGAGCACAGUGCAGCAGCGGGACGCCUCUCGUGUCCUGGGGUGGACUCCUCAGUCACUGCCACUAGGGUGGAGGAGGAAUUGCACUUUUACUGUGCUGCACUUUUUAUACAGCUGCCUUGUUGGUGAUUCCAAUUGAAAACCCAUGUUCAGAAACACCCUCACACGUCCGUGCGUCAGUGAUUCUAGUGGUCAGCUUUGACUGGAUCUCAGCUCACACCGCGUCUUAAAAGAAAAGCUCCUGCAGCGUGUUAUCUGGAGCAAGGGAUUCACACAGGCCAAGUCAUAAGAUGGGGCUUCAGCAGGGCUUCAGCCCAAGGGCAUCUCCAGCCUUGGGCUGGCAGGUCCUGUCUUCUUAACAAUGAAUGCUUCUUGCUGGAACCUUCCCUAGUUGAGCUGUGAGUGCUGUUAGUCCCAGCUCUGUGUAGUCUGCCCUGCCCCGUAGGAGCCAACAGCUGAAGGCAGGCCCUGGCCAAGAGUGUGCCGACGCUGUUUUGGAAGGCUCUGGCUUGUAUGCUCGGUGAGGCUCCUGAGCUUGUUGGGCCUUAGUCGCUGCUAGUACAUUUAUUAACCCUGAGGUGUUAAACUUCCUUUCUGUUGAAGGUUUGGCCAGUUUUUAGAAAAUGUACAUUUGAAGAGAAACUUCUACCACCGCUUUUAAAAAAAAAAACUCAGAUGAACAAUAUGUGUUGUACAGUUACACUCAUAGAUUAUGUAAGAGUCUCAAUCAUAGAUUUUUUUCAGACAUUUAAUAACCACUACUUUUUUUUUUUGGCAUUAAUGAAGUAUGGAUGUACUUGUAAAAGGGACUAAAUAUUUUUUUGCAACAGCCUGUUACUUUUGUUUCUUUUUUGAAUAGCAGUAUGCCCUCUAUGUUGCUAUAGAUUUAUACAUUCUAUGCCUAAAAUGUGUGUGUAAAAUGAGCUGAAUCAGACUGCUACUUUUUUUCCCCAGUAUUUCUGUGAUAAGAUACAUAUGCUUUCUGUGUUAACAUGAGCUUGUGCACAAUGUUUAAAAGAAAAAUAUUAAUUAGAAGUGUUUCCCUCGCCCCCCAAAUCUGGGACAUAUUUCAUAUAAAUUUUUACAAAAGAACCGAACUAGCAAAGGCAAACAUUUGACCGUGUAAGGCACGUGGUCAGUUUCCAUUUUCUGUUGCCUGAGAAGGGCCAUGAGAAGUAGGGCUUAAUUAAGUGGCUUGAUUCUUUAAUUGGCAAGAUAAUUACGUUUCAGAUAUAAACAGAAGUGGUCGAUAGAUUGGUACCUGUUCUGUUAAUGUUCACGGGAGGACGGAAAUCCAAUCAGGGACAAGGCUGAUUGUCCUGCCCGUGUGCUACCACACCAGUCUCAGUCACAGUCUUGCCUAUAAUUGCACUUAAAAUCUUAAGAUCAUGUUUAAAGUACCUUGAGUCAAGCUUAUUCAGAUGCAAGGACAGCUAUGGUACUGAACAGCCCCGUACUGGGGGAACGUUUUGUGAGUUCUGCAUUGGCUUCCGGGUGCAUCCUUGCAGACAGAGACAAGGCAUCGCUCCACCUUCUUAGGAAAUCUCCUUGACCAUGCUGAUGCUCCCUGAGUGGUGGCCUGGCUGAGACUAGACAUGCUCUGUGCUCUCCAGGCUGUCAGCUCUUGACUGCAAAACUGCCUACCUGUUCUUGUUCAAUUUCUAUCAGUAGCUUAAAUACUGGUAGCAAAAACUUAAUUUUAUUCAUUCUUAAAGUUGCCAAUUGUGAAUGGGUAGAGCAGGAAGAAUAAACUUGACCGAGACAUUUGCUGCAUCCUUCAACACUGUUCUGCUUAAUUAGCUUGUUAACUGUCUCUUGCUCACCACUAGGUUAGACAGUGUAGUCUUAAGUCAUUUUUUUAAAAACAAAGGUACAAACCAUGUGCUAUAUACAAAUCGAAUGGCAUAAACCAACUUGCUAGGAUCCUCUAACACAGGAAUUUCCCACAAACUGAAGUGCCUACACUUAGGACCUAUUACUUCUCAGUUAUCUUUUUAGUGGUGUCUCACUGAAUGAUGUAUUACAACUGUGUUUCAUUUGGAGUUUUCUGCCUAUGCUCUGUCAACCCCAAUUACCAACUUAGUUGAGGCUGGAUUAGAUUGCUUGGUUCACUUGCCGUAUUCUCUCCAGGAGUGGGAUCCACGUGACUUUUAGUCCUCUACCUCAGAGCCCUGAGUCAUCAAUGACCACCCCGUUCAGCUUCCUCAGUCUCCUCCCUGGAUGGGGUCCCUGCAUGGAGCUCAGUGUGCAUGUGGCUUCACCACUUUUCCCGACUCAUGUUGCAUACCUGUUGUAUUGAACGUUAUCGUGUUAGUCUUGUCCAUAGGCGUGGAGUGGAGGGAAAGUCUUGGGGAGGGGGUAGAGCCUUGAUCUUCAUCUAGGUUUCUUUUAUCUGGAGAAAAAGAACACUUUUAAACUAUGUAAUGCUUAGACCUGAAAGGCAAACUGCCUACCAAGGUAAGGUUAUAGCUUCCAUGACAGAUCUACUUGGAACUCACAGGUCAAGGGAGCUCCCGAAACACAAGCUUUCUUCUAGGGUCUGGGGUUGCUUCCCUCAGGACAAGCCCCAGAACUGGCACAGUGCUGGCAAGCCCAGUCCCUCUCAGCCUGAAGCACCAAAGCUCCCCGCCCCCAGCCCAGGAGAGAGGAAGCAGAGGGGAUACAGCUCUCCAAAGGGAUCUGAAAGCCACGUUCUCACUUCGCGGAAGGAACUUAGUGAAUAGGUGAUUGUUUGACAAGAUAUUAACUAAGCGGUCUUACCUUACUAAAUUCCCAGACGUUAUCAUAGAUGCCUUAAAGACUUUCGUUGGAAGAUCAUUGCCUGUACAGUUCCUUUUUUGUAUGGCAUAAAUGAUAUAUUAACCUGUUAAAACUGACAACAUGGUUUUCUGUAGCCAGGGAGUCUUGAAUUGGCAGACUGCUGUGGCUCAGUGACUUACUGUGUUGGCUCAUGUGUGGAGCUGGCUGUGACCGCGACAUACCUGAUGGGGCAUGCUGUGAUACCAGUGGGGAGGCAGGAGCUGGGCAGAACCUGCAGGCACACGUUCGGCUUCCAAACCGCUGAGCUAGUGCUCAGUGUGGGAUGGCAGCUUCACAGAGGACCAUGGCGCUUUUCAGCAUUGUUUCUUUGGAGUCCAUGUAAUGGAAUGUAUUUUUCAAAUAUUGGUAUUUGCAUUUUCUGUAACAAAUCCUUAUAAUAAAAUGAGCUGAAAUCGUG